AUGGGAAACGUGGACUUCAAGGACCCUUCGGAAAAUAGACUUCCCUUUAUUUGUCAUGACUUGGGCUCUGAUGUGCUGAAAGCUGCAUUUGAAGGUUACAGCUGUGUGUUUGCCUAUGGCUAAACAGGAUCAGGAAAAUCCAACACCAUGAUGGGUCACACGGGAGAUGAAGGUUUAAUCCCACGGAUCUGCGAAGGCUUGUUCCGGGAGAUAUCUCAUAGAAGCCAAAGUGAUGCUGUGUCGUUCCGUGCAGACUUAGAGAUCUAUAAUGAACGUGUGCAGCACCUCCUCAAGAAGAGAGCUACACCUACAGAUGUGGAGGUCAGACUGAAUGAGCACCCAAGAGAUGGCCCCUAUGUUCAAGAUCUGUCCAAGCACUUGUUGCAUAACCACAGUGACGUGGAGGACCUGAUCCCUCCCGGCAACGCCAACCACACCACAGCCGGCACGGGCAUGAAUGACCUCAGUAGCCGCUCCCGCGCCAUCUUAACCAUCAGCUUCACACAGGCGUGGUUAGAAUUGGAGUUGGCGCAUGAGACGUUAAGUAAGAUCAGCAGUGAGAGAGCCGACGCCACAUGCCCCACAGGCUGAGACCGACUGAAAGAAGGUGCCAACAUCAAGGAAUUCCUGGUCACCCUGGGGAGCGUCAGCAAGGCUUUGGCUGACCUCAGCGUGGGUGGACAGUUGACAAAGAAGAAGAAGCAGACCUUCAUUCCGUAUAGAGACUUUGUGCUGACACGGCUACUUAGAGAGAGCCUGGGUGGAAACUCUAUGACUUCUAUAAUGUAUGUAUCCAUUUCUCCUGCUGAUGUGAACCAUGAUGAGACCCUGAGCACUUUGCGCUAUGCCAGUCGAGCUAGAAACAUAGUGAACUCUCCCACAGUGAAUAAAGACGGCAGCGUGAAGGUUAUCAGAGAGCUGCAGGCAGAGGUUGCCAGGCUCCAAAGGCUGCUGGAAGAAGCCAAUCAGGUCUCCCGUGGGGAGCUGUCUUCCUCCGUGCUACUAGAUGAGGAGCUGCAUCAGAAUGAGGCAAAGGUUCUUGUACUGACCAAGGAAUGGACCAGCAAGUGGAAUGAGACUCAGAGUAUCCUGCAGGCGGAGGCUCUGAGGAAACAGGGGAGUGGAGUGGUCCUGGACUGUCAGCAACCUCAUCUAAUCGGCCUCGAGAAAGAUCUACUCAGCACUGGCAUCAUCCUCUAUUAUUUGAAAGUAAAUGCAACAUUUGCACUUAAUAUAAUUCACAUAUUUACCUCCACCAAGGAGGUUUUGUUUUCAUCUGCAUUUCCAGAGGGGAAUGCUAAUGAGAUCCAAGGUGUUGUGGCUAACUGCUACAAGGGGAGACCCGGCUCUGGUGGGAGCUCAUUAGGCAGCACGUCCCACCUGCAGAGCAGCACAGGAAGCAGCUCCAUGUCUAUCCUACCCCAGACCAGCACUCAAUCUCCAAUCGACAAAAAGCCUCUUAGCAGUCAGGCGCCCUGCCAUCCACCCGAGCAAAUAGUCUUCGAGGGCCAGUUUCGCUGUGGAGAGAUGGAUGAAUCUGGACAUUGGGCGGGGAUCCUGGGAGUGUGUGCAACUGAGACUGCGGCAGCCACAGCUCUAGGCUCAGGACUGGGCUUCGUGGAUGGUCCAGGAUGCAGGGUGUUUUCUUUUGGAGCUCUCACGCAGUAUUGCAGCAGGUCAGGACACCAACACAAACCUGGCAUGGCUGAUACAAACCAUGGAGAUGAACUGAUUACAGAGCUACUGCCAGUGAAACGUACCAGUGAGCUGGAGGUUACUUCUGCAUUUGAAGACGAUGAGAACUUUAAGUCUGUGCUGAACAAAACGGAUUUCCAAAUGUUCAGUCAAAGGUUGACUGAAUUUCCUGAUACCCUUUCGAAUCUGCAAACCCUUCCUCUGCUAGACAUGAUGAAUGUUUUGCAUUAUUUCAUUUCCACACCAGUGAUCACCUGCCAGAAGAUUGUAGCUCUCUUUUGGCUCAGUGUGGCGAAAUUCAGCCAACCUGAGCCCUGUCCUGCUCUCCUGAUCCUGGCAGAAACUGGCCUCUAUACACUGACUACAGAUUCUGGGCCCCUGGUUUUGUUCCAUCACUUCCCCUUGUUUCAUCUGAAGCAGGUACACAUAGGUUUAGCAGGCCAGAGUCUGUGUUUGAUGGGCUCUACAGAAGAGAGCAUCCUGGGGGUCUAUAGUGGCAGCCAGAAGCUGACCAGAGAGCUAUGCUGGGCCAUACUUUGUGCCAUCUGCCCUGGGGACAGCAGGGUCUCAGCACUGUUCCACAGAGACUUGAUGAGGAUGUCUCUGGAAUGGCAGACGUAUGUACCUGACCUGCUGAUGGAGGCUGGAUUUAAAGUUGCUGCUCUUGUUUACCUUCUUCAUUUCAACAUGGGUCAAGAUAUGGUCCGUCUAGGAGAAAUACAGCUGUCACUCUACACAAGUGCGGUUGUGCAUCAGCCCCACACUGAGCCCCUUGCCCAGCUUUUACUGACUGAUACCCACCUUGGUCUGGUACAGGAAGAUGCUUUCUUUCACCCGACUCCAAGCUCUGUCACCGUGCAGCCCUGCCGUCCCCUAUUCCACCACCUAACUCUUCGUCAGCGCUCGGAUGUGCGCUGCGUGCUGGUGCGUGAUGAAGACAAGCGUGGAGCUGUCAGGCUGGAUGUAAUCCUAGCAAAUCUGGUUUGGACCAAAAGGCUGGAGAAAAGAAAGCAGCCUGUGAUUGAAUUCACAUCUCAGCGGCUCGACUGCAGUGUGGACGACUCUGCGUCAGUCUCACCCCCUCAAAGCACAUUCUGGCUUCAGAGACGAGGUGGCAGGAAGGGAUUCAACAUGAUUCAAACUGUCUGGAGCAAUUAG
This is a messenger RNA of Limanda limanda (common dab), 2853 nucleotides long. RefSeq names its product kinesin family member 16Bb (gene kif16bb). Gene Ontology annotation, molecular function: microtubule binding; microtubule motor activity; ATP binding. Gene Ontology annotation, biological process: microtubule-based movement. The record is from RefSeq and is a predicted model, not a curated record. Lineage: Eukaryota; Metazoa; Chordata; Actinopteri; Pleuronectiformes; Pleuronectidae.